UGGGCACAGGUGGGUGGCACUGAUGGGCACAGGUGGGUGGCACUGAUGGGCAGAGGUGGGUGGCACUGAUGGGCACAGGUGGAUGGCACUGAUGGGCACAGGUGGGUGGCACCGCUGGGCACUGGUGGGUGGCAACGCUAGGCACUUGUGGGUGGCACUGCUGGGCACAGGUGGGUGGAACUGGUGGGUGGCACUGCUGGGCACCGAUCAUCAGGGCACUGAUCAUCAGUACCCUGAUGAUCGGUGCCGAUCCCUGCUCUGACAACUGCCGGUUCUCGGCAGUACUUUCCCCACGUUCUGACAGCGUGAGGAAAGUGCAGCCGAGAACCGGCAAUUGCAU
Staurois parvus is the source of this 340-nucleotide messenger RNA. The record is from the annotation of a GenBank genome assembly. Lineage: Eukaryota; Metazoa; Chordata; Amphibia; Anura; Ranidae.